UUUACGCAUCAGUAGAAAACUGAGGCUGAGACAGCCUGAAUCGGUGGUAGCAGAUUAUCGGGAUGGGUCUUGUCUAAUGAUAAUUCCAGGCAGCUGGGUUCAAGGUACAGCGUUCACCCAGAGGAAGAAGCAGAAGCUGGAAAUGGAAAACGAGACGAGUACUCCAACAUCAGCCACCACCACAACCUCCAGCACCCCCUCCCGGACCCAGGCCCCACAGCUGUCUCUCUACAGCAGCACCACUACCGAGAGGCAGGCUGUCCAGGUGAUCCAGCAGGCCAUCCACCGGCCCCCCAGCAUGGCAGCUCAGUACCUGCAGCAAAUGUAUGCUGCGCAGCAGCAACAUCUGAUGCUCCAGACAGCCGCUUUGCAGCAGCAGCAGCACCUCAGCAGCUUUGCAGCUGUACAGCAGGCGACGCUGUCAGGAGGAAGGCAGUCCUCUUCCCCCACUGCGAGUGUCACACAGCAAUCAAGUGUCUCACAGACUUCGAUCAAUCUCUCCUCGUCUCCAGUGGCGCAGCUGAUCAGCCGGAGUCAGACCUCCAGCGCGGCGGGCAGCGGCGGGGGGGGUGCCCUCGGACAGCAGUCCAUGCUCCUGGGAAACAGCUCCCCCACCCUGACCACCAGCCAGGCUCAGAUGUACCUGCGUGCUCAGAUGCUCAUUCUCACUCCCACUGCCACUGUAGCUGCUGUCCAGCCAGAUAUUCCUGUAGUUUCUGCUACAUCCAGCUCCCACACUCCAGCUACUCAGGUUCAGAACUUGACCCUGCGUCCACACCAACCCAGCGCCCUCGCCUCCCCCCAGAGUGUGCCCCUUAAAGCCACCAGCCAGGGGCAGCCUCUGGCAGUGGCCCACCCCAAGAUGUCCGUGUGCCCUCUGAAGCCCAACCAGCAGCCGGAGCCCCUCUUGGAAGGCAACAAGAAGGGAGAGGACCCCAUCACUGAACCCAAGCCCACCACCCACACCCGCCAGCCCGGGGCCCACCAGCUCAUAGCACCAGCCCCAUACCCUCUUAUCAAACACCAGCAUAUUCACGCUGCUCAACCACAGAAAGGUCCAACCCACCAGCUAAUCAUCCAACAGCAGCCACCACCCCCCCAGCGGCAAGUUCAGCCAAUCGCACUCCAGGUCUCUCGUCAAGAGACUUCGCCUCUCUCCCUGGCAAUCCAGACCCAGGUCCCUCCCCCCACUACAGUCUCCAUUGAAUCGCAGCACUGCACUCCCAUCACAGCCACUGCCCUGCCCCUGACCUCAUCCCCUGGCCAAUUGCAGGCUGUGCAGCAGCAAACAGUCGUGGUUUCACCUCCACCUACUCAGUCCCCCACCAGCCAAUCCCCUACCACAGUCAUUCAGCCCCAGGCACUUAUCCAAUCACAGCCUCAUGCUCUGGUCUCUACUCCCUUGCAGUUAGGCCCUGCCCAGUCACCCAUUCUAAGUACUGCCCAGGUAAUACAGCCCCACCUUCCUCCUGUGACUUCCCCGAUAGCUCACAUUGGCCCCCUUCCUUACACCACUCUUAUUUCACCAUCCAUCAACUUCCCUCCCCAGCCACCACAUCAGCAGCAGCCUCCUGCCCCUCAGGCCUCCCUAGGCCCCGUGUCCUCACCGCCUUCCCCUCCACCUCAGCUCUCCCACUCUCCCCCUGCCCAGCUACAGCCACUCCCCUUGCAGUCUGUUCAGGCCUCGGAGAUUCUGCCCCCUGGGCAGAUGCUUGUGUCAGAGGAGGAGCUGCCGGCAGUCGAUGCCUUGGUCCAAAUGCCCUACCAGGGGCUGCCCCCUCCCCAGACCGUAGCCAUUAACCUGCAAGUGCAGCAUCCCACCCCCAUGGAGGUUCCAGUGCAGGUCUACCAGGUGGAGGGGAUGUGUGAAGAGGAGAUGAGAGAAGACAGGGAGGAGUGUCUGCCUGGGAACAGAACUCCAACACCUCCUGCUCUGUCACCCCCUGCUGGUCAAGUCAGGGACUGCGAGGAGAGCUCCACUCAGCAAGACAUGUCAACAGGUCUGCCUGGACUUCCGUGUGUGAACACCUCAGGCAACACCUCUGUGAUCAGAUCCUCCUCGGACCCCUCCUACAUCAACAGCUCCCCACCUCCUCCUCUUUCUCCUCCCCAUCCUCCUCCUCCCCCUCCUCCUCCUCCUCUCCCCCCUACUCUCCUGCCUGCUGUGGUCAGGAGCCCCAGCAAGCCUGUCCCAGCUGGCCUGCCUGAGAACAAGCCUCCGCAGGCGAUUGUGAAACCACACAUCCUCACCCACCUCAUCGAGGGCUUUGUCAUCCAGGAGGGGCUCGAGCCAUUCCCGGUAAGUCGUUCUUCCCUCUUGACUGAGAAGAAAGGGCAGCAGUGUGAGCAGCAGGUGAUGGAACCCAACAGUGAGGAGCCACAGUCCAUGAUGGAGACUGAAGAGCCGGAACACUCCACAGACAGUGACAUGGAUGACAUCAUCGCUGACGGGGUUAUGGAGGAAACCGUGACAGAGCUGCUGAAAUGCGAGUUCUGUGGGAAGAUGGGAUACGCACACAAAUUCCUGCGGUCAAAACGAUUCUGCUCCAAGUCAUGUGCCAAAAGGUUCAAUGUUAGUUGCACUAAAAGAGUCAGCCUGCUGAAAGCAGACAAGGGGGUCCGCUGGACUCGGAAGCCAGGUGGGCGACGAGGGCGCCGGCCGAGAGGGGCACAGGGGGGCUCCAGGGAGCACUUUCUCCGGCAGUUGCCAGCUACUUAUCCCGCCACAGGUGGGAUGCAACUAGCUCGCAGCCAGUCGCCUCAAGAAGACACAGUUCCUGUUGCCAUGACGACACGGCUGCGGCGACAGAGUGAGCAGGGGAGGGAGCUGGAUCUCAGAGUGAGACACUCCUCAGACAAUAAUGAGAGCCUGCCCUCCGUACAGUCCGAUCCUACGCAGUGGACAGUCAGUGACGUCUGGGCCUUUAUUUACGCUUUACCAGGCUGCCAGGACAUUGCUGCCGAGUUCCGUGCCCAGGAGAUUGACGGCCAGGCGCUGCUGCUUCUCAAGGAAGAUCACUUGAUGAGUGCCAUGAAUAUCAAACUGGGCCCAGCCCUGAAAAUCUGUGCCCGUAUCAACACUCUGAAGGAGCCCUAAUGGGAAGUGGAACGGGAGCAAACAGACUUCUAUCACUGUAGCGAAACACCACUAUUCUGAACUCCGAUCUCACCAGAGAUAUUGCACAGUGCCUGCCAACAGUGUGAGGUGAACAUCUGAUAUUUAAUUCAACCAAUGGUUUGGUUGAACUGGGAGGAUAGAGAGCAAUAAAGAGAUUUCUUUAUUUAUUAUGUGCCACAAAGCAGGGAAAAAUAUAUAGUAGUCCCACCUCCCCCCAAAACAUCACAUCAAAAAUGUACUGUAAUGAAACUUCCCAUAUGAAGGAAUUGGAAGAGCUGCCUGCAAGCUUUUUCUGGAUGCUGGAAUAAAGGUCACAUGACUUGGUGGAGACACAGUCUUUGGAUUCCAAAUUGCGGUGUCUCCUUUGAGUCAUGUGAUUAUGCAGUUCUUUUCUAUACAUAUAUAGCACAGCAAUCAAGGUGCGGUUAAAAAUUAAUUUAUUAGCUUUUAUUGAAAGACUCAUAAAAGAGGUGGCGGUCUGCUGCUAGCGCUGUGCAUUUUAAGUGGCAGGUACAUAACAUUUUUAUACCUGUAGACAGUGACUGAAUGUAUUAUAUGAAUAUAUCUGAAUUUCUAUGAAGGAUUUUUUUAAAGAAAGAAAAACAGUGUUUUUAUGUGACUCAACAUGUUGCUGUUGGUACUGCUGUCUAAUUUAAGGCGUGCACUACGUUAUUAUAUGGUUUAUCUGAGGACGCUUACACUUAUUUUGCUAAAUAUUUUGGCUAGCCAUUAAAAAACAAACAAAGAAAAGAUCUGUAUAAAAGUUGAUAAAACAAACUGCCCCCCUCGUUUUGAAGGAAAUAAUAGAAUGACUAACAGUGACAUUUUCUAUAAGCCUGAACAUGAAUAAUAGGAAAAACAAGAAUAUUGCAGGUUAUCUUAUAACAGAUCUGCUACACCAUGCCAAAGAGCCGCCCAUACCCAGGGUAGCUUGGUAUAGCAAUUCCACUCUUGCUUUCAUGCUCUACAGUAGGCAUCCAAGGCAUUAUUCGCUUACCUUAGUGCUACUGAUCAUUUCUACCAAGAGGGCAAAAUGUUCACAGAAAUGAUAUGAAAAAAGAACCUUUUUUUCUUUUUGUUAAAGUUAGGACAUGUUUUGUUUAUAUUCCCAAAUUCACAUAAUUUCUUGAUAAAUAAAGGCAUCUGAACCA
Polyodon spathula (Mississippi paddlefish) is the source of this 4269-nucleotide messenger RNA. It is a transcript of the gene phc3a, whose product is annotated as polyhomeotic homolog 3 (Drosophila). Gene Ontology annotation, cellular component: PRC1 complex; nucleus. The record is from RefSeq and is a predicted model, not a curated record. The coding region runs from base 77 to 3097 and encodes 1006 amino acids. NCBI's taxonomy places the organism in Eukaryota, Metazoa, Chordata, Actinopteri, Acipenseriformes, Polyodontidae. The transcript has 15 exons. Gene Ontology annotation, molecular function: zinc ion binding; protein binding.